This is a messenger RNA of Soboliphyme baturini, 627 nucleotides long. The record is from the annotation of a GenBank genome assembly. NCBI's taxonomy places the organism in Eukaryota, Metazoa, Nematoda, Enoplea, Dioctophymatida, Soboliphymatidae.
AUGUUUGUCAGCGCUGCCGGCAGUAACCGCAUCUCGUCGGUGACGGCGACGCCUGGCUAUGGGCCCGAUCGUCAGGCUGACGAAGUCUUUCUGAAUCUGAUAUUAGAGUAUAUCCCUGAAACCGUGUACAGAGUGGCACGCCACUACAGCAAAAGCAAACAGCCGAUUCCGUUACUUUAUAUAAAGUUAUACAUGUAUCAGCUGUUUCGCGCACUGGCAUACAUUCAUUCUCUCGGCAUCUGUCAUCGUGACAUUAAGCCGCAGAAUCUUCUGCUAGAUCCUGAGACAGCAGUUUUGAAACUUUGUGAUUUUGGCAGUGCGAAACACCUGGUACGCGGCGAGCCGAACGUGUCCUACAUCUGUUCACGCUAUUAUCGUGCCCCGGAGCUAAUAUUUGGCGCCACCGACUACAGUACAAACAUAGAUGUAUGGUCGGCAGGCUGCGUGUUGGCAGAGUUGCUGCUUGGUCAGCCAAUUUUCCCCGGUGAGUCGGGAGUCGACCAGCUGGUCGAAAUCAUUAAGGUACUCGGAACUCCGACGAGGGAACAGAUCCAGCACAUGAAUCCAAACUACACUGAAUUCAAAUUCCCGCAGAUCAAACCUCAUCCAUGGUCAAAGGUUUCGUGA